AUGAUAUCAAACGAAAAUGAUAUAAUAAAUAAUUAUAAUAAUAAUAAUAAUUAUAAUAAUAAUAAUAAUAAUAAAACAAAAAAAUUAAAAAAAUUGAAUUUAUCAAAAAAGAUUAAAAUAUUUUUUAAAGGAAAUAAUAAUAAUAAUAAUAAUAAUAAUAAUAUUAUAAUUAAUAGAAUAUAUAAUAAUAAUAAUAAUAAUUAUCAUAAUUAUCAUAAUUAUAAUUAUAAUUAUAAUUAUAAUAAUAAUAAUAAUAUUGAAAAUGAUAAUAUAAAUGAAUUACCAAUUGAAAUUUUAGGAAAUAUAUUUAAAUUAUUAAUUAAACAAUUUAAAAUUGAAACACCAAAUCAUAAAGAAUUUAUAAAUAUAUUGGGUACAAGUAAAUUAUGGAAUACUAUUGGAAUGUCAGUGAUGGAGAGUAUAAAAUUAGAUAGAUGUAAAUAUUUACCAGCGAUUGAAAGUUUUAAAAUGAUGAAAAGGAUGGACUCAUUGAAACAAUUGAAAGUUAUUGGAGGGGAAGCAAUGAAUCUUGAAUAUAUUGAAGUUAUAAAAAAGAGUAUGAAACAAUUGACACAUUUAAAUUUAUUUUCAAAUAAGAUUGGUGAUAUUGGAUUUAAGAACUUGGCAAUGGCAUUGGAGGAGAGUGGUAGCAAAUUGAAGUUCUUAGGAUUAUCAUACUGCGAUUUGACCAAGGCCAGCGGCAAGCCGCUAUGCGAGCUAUUUAAAAAGAAUCAAAGUUUACAAGAGAUCAUACUAUCCUACAACCUACUCAUGGAGGAGGGCACUAUUGAGAUGGCCAAGGGCCUGCCCUACUCGUGCUCGUUGAUUAAAUUAUCCUUGAGUAAUAAUGAAAUCGGGGAUUUGGGGGCCAAGGAGAUCGGCGAGGCCCUGUCCCAGAAUAAGACCAUAACAGAGUUGGAUCUAAGAUGCAACUCUAUAGGAAGCAAGGGCAGUAACUACAUUUGCCAAUACCUCAAGGACAAUCGAUCCCUUGUGGAAAUCGACCUAUGGGGCAACUCGUUAGGCAACGACGGCGCAAAUGGGAUUGGUAAAGCAUUGGAAACUAAUCAAUACAUAAAAUCAAUCAAUUUAACUAGAAAUUCCAUACAAGAACAAGGUAUAAAAUUCAUAACGAAUGCUUUAUCCCUAUCGUUAUGCUCGAUUGUAACCAUUGAUCUAUCAUCGAAUUCUCUCACAUUGGAGGGCACCAAAGAGAUAUCACGUGCCCUCUCUUUCAAUCGUUCCAUUGAAAAUAUUAAUCUCUCAUCGAAUAAAAUCGAUUCAAAUGGUUCAAAAAUAUUAUGUAAAAGUUUAUUAAAAAACAAUACAAUCAAAUCUUUAAAUCUUUCAAUGAAUGAUAUUGGCGAACAAGGUUGUAUCUAUUUCUAUAGAGUUUUAAAAAAGUCUAAAAAUUUAGAACAUUUAAAUUUAUCUUUAAAUAAAAUUGGUAAUAAAGGUUUAAUUAAUUUAUUAUCAAAUCAAUUUGAUUACGAUUUAGAAUUAGAACAUCAACAAGAACAACAACAACAACAACAACCAAAUAGUGAACAACAAUCACUCGAAUUAAAUACGAAUAAUAAUAAUAAUAAUAAUAAUAAUAUUAUUAAUAAUAAUAAUAAUUAUAUAAUUACAAAUUUAAACGAUUCAAAUGAUUUUAAAUAUAUAAAAUCAUUAAAUUUAUCACAAAAUCAAAUAACAUUUUCAAAUGAAAUUAUAGAGUUAGUUUUGAAUACUUUAAAAAAUAAUACUCAAAUUACCCAAUUAAAUUUAGAAUCAAAUACAAUUUUAUCAAAUUCUUCUUUAUCACAAAAUAGUCCUUUAAAACGAUUAGUUAGUUUUUCAAAAAUUAAUAAUAUUACAAUUGGGUAUCUAUAA
Messenger RNA from Dictyostelium discoideum AX4, 1875 nucleotides. RefSeq names its product leucine-rich repeat-containing protein. The record is from RefSeq and is a predicted model, not a curated record. The transcript has a single exon. Lineage: Eukaryota; Evosea; Eumycetozoa; Dictyosteliales; Dictyosteliaceae. Bases 1 to 1875 code for a protein of 624 amino acids.